UGACAUACUUUCCUCCGGGCUGCGGGACUCUGCGGAUUACGCCCUCCAGCUUCUGUCGCGCUCUUUCCAGAAGGUGCGACAAUUUCCAGGCACGCACUUUCCCCCUAAGAGUCUCCUCAAGAGCCAAGACUGGAGCAAGCUCAGCUACGGUGGGACAUGACUGGGGACGGGGGUGUUGGGGAGUUCAUCCCCCAGAAGGAGAUCGUUUAUAACGGCCUGUUGCCUUACUGCGACCGCUUGGACCGGGAAGCCGUGGAGUUGUUGGCCGAGAUCAAAGCCAACCUGAGCAGGGCGGUUCUCCUCAGGGAGCUGUGGCCCGGGGUCGCCUUCUGGUCCAGGAAACUCUUCUCGUUUCUGAAGCUCUAUGGCCGGAGGUUCAGCAAAGAAGACCACAUUCUCUUCAUCAAUCUCCUCUACGAGUUGGUCACGCUGCCAAACCUGGAGCCCCACAUGAUGUGCAGCUAUGCCAGGCUGCUCAUUCAACUCCUCAAGAAGAAGGAGCUGCUGUCAAGAGAUGACCUUCAGCUGCCGUGGAGACCCCUCUACGAGCUGUACGAGAGAAUCAUCUACUCCAAAACCGAGCACCUCGGGCUCGUCUGGUUCCCAAACUCAGUGGACCACAUUUUGAAGGCUUUGAUCAAAAGCUGCAGACUGUAUUUCCCAGCACCUUCCACCAGGGAGAUGCUGGAUGAGUGGCGCCCCCUGCUGUGCGUGUUCGACGUGGCCAUGCAGAAGGGAAUCAGCAACAUGGAGCUGUUCCUGCCCACCAUCAUGCCCCCGGAGGAACACAGCCAGGGCUUCCAGCUGUGGUUUGACGAGUUGAUGAACCUUUGGAUGUCGGUGCAGAAUCAGCCAAGCUGGGAAGGGCACCUAGUGAACCUGUUUGCUCGGCUUGCCAACGACAACAUCGGCUACGUGGACUGGACUCCUUAUAUUCCCACAAUCUUUACCAGAAUCCUGCGAAGUUUAAACCUUCCAGUUGGGGUCAACCAGAUGGUGGCACCGAGGUAUCUUAUCAACUCCUAUGACGUGGGAUACUUGGUUUUAUGGAUCACAGCACUGCUGGGCGGACCGGGAAAUCCUGCACAGAAAGAACUGACCUGCCUCUUCAGCAGCAUUGCCUCCUUCUAUCACCCCUCAAACCACGGUCGCUGGCAGUCUCGGCUGAUGAGGCUACUGCAGAGACUCCCGGCCAGUGUUGUGCGCCGCGUGCAUCGGGAGCGCCACGCCGGGCCCAGCUGGAUCACCGUGGUCCCCGAGUGUCAAAGGCUGACAGAUGCCGACCUGCAAGCGUUUACCCGCAGCCUCACUGGCGCCGCCCUGUUGGCCAUGUUUAGUAAAACUGGCAGCACAGACGCAGCCUAUGCUCUCCAGAACCUGGCUCUCCUCACCCCAGAACUGGUCAUCCCACCUGUACUUGAAAAGACCUACGGGGCGAUGGCGACCCUGACGGAGCCGCACACCCUCACCGCCACUCUCAGCUGCAUGAUCGGCAUGGCGCGCAGCCUCGUGUCCCCUGACGACCGCUACCCAGAGGGCCGUGCUCACGUGCUCCCACUGCUCAUGGGCUCUCUCCCGGGGGUGGACCCCAACGACUUCAGCAAGUGCAUGAUAACGUUCCAGUUCAUCACCACCUUCACCACCCUGGUGCCUUUAGUGGACUGCUCAUCUGCUCCUUCUCUGCAAACGGACCUCACAGAGAUUGAAAAAGAUCUGUGCUUCGCCACAGCCGGCUUUGAAGACUUCGUGCUGCAGUUCCUGGACAGAUGUUUUGCUCUGAUAGACAGCAGCACUCUGGAGCAGACAAGAGACGAGACGGAGACGGAUACCCAGACUCAUCUGGAGAGCCUGGUGGAGCUGGGACUGUCCUCCACUGUUAGCACGAUCCUAACACAGUGCUCCUCAGAAAUCUAUGAGGUCGCGUUGCAGAAGCUGUAUAACUUUGCCACCUCCAGCAUCUUUGAGACGUGUGUGUCGGGCAGAAUGGUGGCUGACAUGUGCAGAGCCGCCGCAAAGUGUCAUCCUGCUGAGUCUCUCCGUCUGUUCGUCCCUCACUGCUGUCGCAUCAUCUCCCUCAUUACUGACAAUGAGGAGUUGCAGAAUGAAGGCGAGCUGGACAAGGAGCUGUUGUGGAAUCUCCAGCUGCUCUCUGAGGUAAUCCGUGUGGAUGGUGAACAGCUGCUAAAAUACCAAGGGGAGCUGGAGCGCAUCCUGUGUGUGUGUGUGAGUCUUCGGUGCAAGCAGGCCUACACACUCGCUUGCAGUUUGCUGGAGCACACACUCCGGUCACUGUCUCUCAUCUAUCCCACCGAGUACCGCAGUACCUCUGGGGGCUUUAAUACCGACCUCCCCAUCCGGGACUGGGGCCGAGCCGGAGAUGUGGCAGCUUUGGGUGUGUGUUGGCACGUGCCGUGCCAGGAGGAGGAAAACUUUGUUUUCCAGCUGCUGUCGUCACUCCUGCAACCCCAGCUGCAGCGAAUCAAAGGCCAUGUGUCUGGAGAUCAGCCCAUGACCAGGGAGGAGUUGUGGCAGAGCCUUGCGAUCGUGCAGCACUGCCUUCUCGGAGCUGGGAGCCUGCUGCCCCCAUUGGAUGGAGCACACGUCCCUGACCUGGUGCCCUCCAUGUUGAAUCUGGGGGAGAUCAAGCUGUACGUAGGUGUCGAGUACGAUGAUUCAUGGGGAAACUACAGAGUGUCCAUCUGCCAGACCAUGAGGCUGCUGCUUCAUCACAUCCUGGAGCACUCAGAAGAUGAUACAAAAUCCCUCUUUGUCAUCAUUAAGAUAAUCAGUGACCUUAUGUUUUUCUGCGGCACACACAAGAAGGAGUUUGACUCACGCUGGAAAAGCUUUACUCUCGUCAAGAAGUCAAUGGAAAACAGGCUUCUUGGGAAAAAGCAGCACAUUAGAGCACUGCUCAUUGACCGGGUCCUGCUCCAGCAUGAGAUGAGAAAACUGGUGGUUGAGGGCAGUGAAUACAAAGUGGUUCAUCAGGAGCUGCUCUGUGAUCUGCUGCUGCUUUCUACCAGCACGUACAGUCAGGUACGUAGCAGGGCACAGAGUGUGCUGAUGACAGCGAUGGGAACCUAUAGCUUCUCUUAUAGGGACAUGGUUCCCCGUAUGUUGCAACUGCUGUCUCCGCAGAACACCGCAGGCACAGAGCAGCAGUUCAAGGGAUCUCUAUACUGUGUCUUGGGUGCUCCGAGUGGUUUCUGUCCAGCUACCACAAGGGACUGGGACUGUAUCGGGGAGGUGUGGCCCGCUCUCGUGCGAUGCGGUCUGUCACACUCAGUGACCCUGGAGAAGCCGUCCAUCGGUCGACUGUUUGAUGACAUCAUUGACAGGAUUCAUCGGCAGCAUGACACCAUCGGGAUCUACUUAACCGUGUCAGAGAGAUGUGUCGAGAUAGCCAAUCAAAUUGCACAAUCCGACAAUCCUGCACCUAUUUUGGAGCUCCCGCCCAAAGAAGAAAUAGAUGAAGGAAUUCAGCGCCAGCGAAUCAGAAACGUUGUAGCUGCAAGGAAAUAUGAGAAGCUAGUCAACGAUCUUUUGGACUGCCUUGAAGACAGAGACUUGCCCUGGAAGUUUGAGCACAUGGCCACAGACCUGUUGGCUCUCCUCCUGCGAGAUGAUCAUCCUCUUCCACCUGAUGCUGUCCUCUACUUCACACAGAGCCUUGUUCAUGACUCCAUUAGCAUUCGCAAGGUUGCUAUUUCUGCAAUGGCCGGUAUCCUGAAACAGCUGAAGAGGCCGAGAAAGAAAGUGGCCGUCAAGCCUUCGGAUAUCAGUGGGAUCCAGGACCCAGAGGGGAUUUGUGUCGGGGAUCGUGACGGGAACCGCUGGCUGCAGUAUGACAGCAACAACCUACCUCUGAGCCAGGAGCAGUGGGACUGUCUGCAUUAUGUGGAGAAAACACACUUGGGCUACUACUCAUGGCCGAGAGAAAUGAUGAUCUAUGCAUCUUCUGAGAAGCCACAAGAUGACCUGCCAUACGAGGAGAUGAGUGAGGGCGAAAAGAUCAUCUUUGAAUACUUCUCGGACCCCGAUUUUAUUGACCAGCUGAUAGAGUUUCUGUCUCUGGAGGAGCGGAAUGGGAAGGACAGCUUCAACCCGCGCCGCUUCUGCCUCUUCAAGGGGCUGUUUCGUAACUACGGCAACGUGUUCCUGCCAGUGCUGCGGCCUCAUCUGGAGCAGCUGGCGAGCGACCCCCACGAGAGCUCCCAGCGCUGCGUGUGCGAGAUUACGGCGGGGCUCAUCAGAGGCAGCAAACAUUGGAGCUUCAGCAAGGUGGACCGGUUGUGGCAGCUCCUCUGCCCGCUGAUCAGGACGGCGUUGAACAACAUCACUGUGGAAACCUACACAGACUGGGGCACAUGCAUCGCCACAGCUUGUGAGGGCAGAGACCCCAGGAAACUCCACUGGCUGUUUGAGCUGCUGAUGGAGAGCCCCCUGAGCGGGGAGGGAGGCUCCUUCAGGGACGCCAGUUUGCUGUAUGUGCUUCAGGGAGGUCUCGCCCAGCAGCAGUGGAGAGUUUCCGAACUGCUGCACCGGCUGCUGGUUUACCUGGAGCCCAAACUCACCCAGGUGUACAAAAACGUCAGGGAACGUAUAGGAAGUGUGCUGACCUAUAUCUUCAUGAUAGACGUGGCCCUGCCCCACACCAGUCCCACCUCUUCGCCUCACGUGGCCGAAUUCGUCACCCGGGUCCUGGAACGGCUCAAGCCCCUCACGUCGGAGCCCGAGAUCCACAACCAUGUCCACGAGGGGAACACCCAGGAGACGGACGAACGCACCCAGGCUGUCAAGCUGCUCAAAACGGUGUUAAAGUGGUUGAUGGCGAGCGCAGGGCGCACCUUCACCACGCCUGUUCAGCAGCAGCUCCAGCUUCUGCCUGUGCUCUUCAAGAUUGCCCCAGUGGAGAUUGAUGAGAGCUAUGAUGAGAUGAAGCAGGAUGCGCGCACGUGUCUCUCUCUCAUGUCCCAGGGCCUGCUCUAUCCGGAGCACAUCCCUCUGGUUUUGGCAGCACUGGAGGAGAUGGCGGGCAACAGAUCAUGGCACGCUCGCUUCACAGUGCUGACAUACCUCCAGAUCACGGUCUUCUACAAUCUGUUCACUCUGCUCAGUUUGCCCGCUGAGGUUCUGCGCAUCCGAAAGCUGGUGAUGCAGCUGCUGCUGGACGAACAGCUUGAGGUGAGGGACAUGGCCUGCACCACCCUCAGUGGUUUACUGCAGUGCCAGUUCUUCCCUCUGGACUCCAGUCUGCAGACACAGCUCCAGACGCUGAGUCAGACUCCCCUCCCCAAGGCCAGAGGAGAGCUGGCCUCCACGGACUUGGUGCGGCGCCACGCUGGAGUGCUCGGGCUUAGCGCGUGCAUCCUGUCGAGCCCCUACGACGUCCCACAGUGGAUGCCGCAGAUCCUGAUGGACCUGAGCGACCAUCUCAACGACCCGCAGCCUAUAGAGAUGACGGUGAAGAAGACCCUAUCAGAGUUCAGGCGCACUCACCACGACAACUGGCAGGAGCAUCGGCAGUGCUUCACCGACGACCAGCUUCUGGUGCUCACCAACCUGCUGGUGUCGCCCUGUUACUACGCCUAGUAGUCCAUCUGCCUAGCUUGCUGGCUGUCGGCUACCACAGAAGGGCUCAUCAGUUUGGGGAGAUCUCUGUCCGGACCCCCACCUGCCGCUGAUGACCUUUAGCCGCGAAGCAGCUUGGGUCAGAAGGGUUUUCAGUCACCACAUUGCUUGGUAGGCUUUGUUUUGCUCGCCAAGCGACACAGCGGCCCCAAUAGGGAGGACGCAGCAAAGAUCAAGGUGUGCAUGCAGUCUUUUGAAACUCCGAUCUACGCAGAGACCCCCAAAUCGUGUUCUUCUCUAUCACACCAUGUCACUUCACCCUCAGACAUCUUUCAGGAGGUUUUCAGGAGGCUUGUGAAUAAAAUGUGUAAGGUAAUUUUUUCUACAUAAAUACAGUCAUAUGAAAGAAUGGGGCGCCCCAUGAAAAAUUAUGUUCUUCAAGAAAAGCUAUAUCUGGAAAAGAAAGUUAUUUAACUGCAGUUUAACAAAGACAUCAACAAAAGGUUUAUUCUAUUUAUUCUAAGUUUAUUAGGACACCCUACCCCCCAGACAGAUAAUGUUACCUUCUUUGAUUAAAAUAACUUCCCUGGGAGGCUUCUUGUAGAUAUCUACAGGUCUCCGACAUCAGUCUAAGGAAGGUUUGACCCACUGUUCUUGACCAUUGUCACUUUAAAUGGUUGAGUUCUGCUUUGGCUUGAAUUCUGGUGGACGUUUUCCUCCAGCACUCUCUGAUAGAUGGUAGUUUCCAUGCUGGAUUGUGUGAUGGUGAAGCUGGUCCUGCUGCAGGAAAGCAGCCCCAAACCAUGACACUUCCACCUCUAUGCCUCAGUUAGUUGAGGUUCUUUUCCUGGAAUGAUGUUUUUGUUGCGUCUUCUGGUCUGGUGUCAAAAUAAUUUAGUUUUAGACUCCUAUGUUCAAAGAUCACCAUUCUACAACUUUGACUGUCAGGAGCACAUCAAAUUAAUUGUCUUAGGCUUAAACAGGGCCAGCCAUCUUCAAAUUGCUGAAAAAAAAAACAACGUUUUCAUCAUGAGCAGCUGGUCUAAUACGUCUGUGAGGGAUCUUUGAAUGAAUCUGGGGGUGUCCUCAUUUAUUCCUCUCCAGAAUUUACUUAGUUUAUUACAUGUUACAGAACAUUUUAAACGGGAAAGGUUCUUGCUGUCCUUUUUCCCAGUAUUGAAUGAAAUUGUAAUAUCAACAUGUCGAAAUAUGGUGGAAAAACAAAUAGGCUGUCACAUUGUGUCCCUAUCAAUUCACAUGAUUAUCAACACAAAUAGAGUGUGUGUGUGUGUGUGUGUGUGUGUGUGUGUGUGUGUGUGUGUGUGUGUGUGUGUGUGUGUGUGUGUGUGUGUGUGUGUGUGUACCAAUACACAUUACUAAUAUGAAUAAAAAAGCUAUCUCUAUUGAUAAUUAACAGAUUAUAUUGUAAUAGCAGCUGUUUUUAUGUUCUGAACACCGUUGUAUUACAGAAAUAUGCUCUGAGAUGAUCAUGUUCAGUAGCUGUACAUCAUAUGUUGCAAAGUGCUCAAACGUAAAUGCUUCUCUUCCGUCUGCUCAGGUAGCUUUUAGUUAUGUGCCAAAAGAACGAAAAAAAAGUAACUUUGUACAGAUGCCGCUGCAGCCAAUAAACACUUAUAACUGGU
This is a messenger RNA of Fundulus heteroclitus (mummichog), 7217 nucleotides long. RefSeq names its product proteasome activator subunit 4b (gene psme4b). The coding region runs from base 157 to 5595 and encodes 1812 amino acids. The transcript is spliced from 47 exons. The record is from RefSeq and is a predicted model, not a curated record. Gene Ontology annotation, biological process: proteasomal ubiquitin-independent protein catabolic process. Lineage: Eukaryota; Metazoa; Chordata; Actinopteri; Cyprinodontiformes; Fundulidae. Gene Ontology annotation, cellular component: cytosol; spermatoproteasome complex; nucleus. Gene Ontology annotation, molecular function: proteasome binding; peptidase activator activity.